UCCUCGUACAUCUAUACAUUACGGUCUGUAGCUGGGAGCAUCCUCGACAUGCCAUCUCCAAAUUUUGCCGCAUUGUUUGAUUGUGCAGCUGUCCAGCAGAUGACAGAUGUGAUUGGGUGGGUAGCAGGGAAGGGAAAGGAGUUCAACAUACUCAAUGCACCUAUUAUCUACCCUAACCUGAAGGUCAAUGCUAAGAAGGUAUUCGGAAACUGGCUCAUGAUCACUAAGUUCAUUAAGGUCGCAAUCAGUGGGAAAAUGUCAAUAUAUUCCAAGUCCAGACGUAGCGGAGGCCUGAACCCCUACUCAAAACUAUGGAAGCUGAAAGGUUGUACACCUGGUUUAAUUGCGUGUGGUGUGACCGCACUUAUUUUCAUUUUGUCUCCUGAUCAGCAGUUCCCGGGAUCAGGCAUCGGCACUAUGUCAUCAAUCCCCUACUUGACUGUCUUCCGAACUGUGAAGAGAUUUUUCGUCACCCAAUGGAACCACGCACGUGUUCAAGACAUUGUCAAGAAUAUGAACAAUUAUAUCUUCAAAGAUGUUGAUGAGACAUCGCGUGACAUUAGCCAUAAUGUCAAUGAUACUGGCAAGGAUCUUAGUGAUUCACUAGAUUGGGUCAUGGCAUGCUUAGACGAUGACGAUUCAUCUGAAUCAGAUGAUGAGAACCAUAUCGCGGCACCA
Molecule: messenger RNA, 678 nt
Organism: Suillus fuscotomentosus
Lineage: Eukaryota; Fungi; Basidiomycota; Agaricomycetes; Boletales; Suillaceae
Exons: 3
Source: RefSeq, a predicted model, not a curated record